This is a messenger RNA of Blepharisma stoltei, 288 nucleotides long. NCBI's taxonomy places the organism in Eukaryota, Ciliophora, Heterotrichea, Heterotrichida, Blepharismidae. The record is from the annotation of a GenBank genome assembly.
AUGCUUAUAUUAAUAGAUAAAAACAUGAAUAUCGAAGAAGAAGUUGCAGAUAUUCGCCCUCAUGUAAAUGAACUAGUAGUUAAAGGGAACGAAAUAAGCAUUAUUACAAAAGAAGGAAUCGAAAUUGAUGUUGAAAUGAACACAAAUGGGAUUAGGGUUAUUAGGGCAAGCAUAGAAAUUCAAAGAAAUGCCUAUGAUGACGUAAAUCAAAUGCUCACUGAAGUUUCUGAAGCUUAUAGAGAUUCUUUUUCGCAAGAACUUAUGAAUAAAUUGAUGGGUUUAACUUAA